AUCGAGCCUUUAAUAAGUUAUGAAUAUUUUAAUAAUAAUAUUUUCCUUAUUUUCUCUAUUUGUUGGAACAAAGCAAGAAAUAAAACAUGGUGAUAUUGUUGCUGCAAGAGAAAUUCCAUAUCAAGUAUAUCUUCGUAUAAAUACAAUAUAUUCUUGUGGUGGUACAAUACUUGAUGAACUACACAUUUUAACAUCUGCAUCAUGUGUACAUAAAAAUGAUAUUUAUCCAUUGGAUCUAUCUGAAAUUGAAGUUCUAGUUGGUACAAAUUCAACAAAUAGUAAAAAUGAUUUUAUGGAUAUUUAUCGUGUCCAUAAAAUUAAUAUUCACAAUGAUUUUGUUCCAAGUAACAAAACAACUAAAAGUUUUUUAGCUGAUAUAUGUAUAUUAACGCUAUCAAGAUAUAUUACUUUCAGUGAAUUUGUAAAGCCAAUCAAGUUGCCAAAUGAUUAUGAUAUAAUAAAUACAAAUCAUAUACUAACAGUUGGUUCUUUUGGACCAGUUGAUUAUGAACGAUUUGUACCUUCUUACCGUAUCAGAGUAUCCCAGGUGGUCAUAAAUAAUAUUGAAUGUCUAGGAUUCUGGUACAAGUAUACUCUCGUUACACCAGAUAUUAUGGAUGAACGAUUGUGUGCUCGUCCAUUGCCAGGACACAGUGCUUGUAGUGUAAGUCAUCUUCAUCAAUACAUUUUAUUUUUUAUUUUAUUUAAUUUAUUUAUAUUUUCUUUUAGGCCGAUAAUGGAAAUGGACUUAUUGAUAAUGACACAAUCGUUGCUGUUCAUGUUUUUAGUAGUCGUUGUGGUGUAAAUGCACCAAAUGUUUAUGUUGAAAUUCACUAUUAUUUGCAAUGGAUUAGAUAUAUACUUGGAUCACUUUUACACUAAAUAUAUAUUAAUAAAAUGUAGACAAAAAAAAAUUAAAAUAAAUAAUUUUGUUAAAAAUCAAUAAGAUCGAUCAGUAUUUAUUCUAAUUCGAUUUGUUUUUUUUUUUUUAGUAAGUUAUAUUAUGGUACAUAUUUCAUUAAACCUACUGGAAUAUCCUUAGGUCGGAUUGGACCUUAACAACAAGUCUCAAAACUUUCAUUAUAAUUUUUUUUUUAUCUCUUAAUAAUUUAUAAUUCAAAGAUUUUAAACGCCAAAAAUAAAAUUAAUAAUUAAAAAAAAAAAAUUUCUUUUUUCUUCAAUGAUUUCAUAUGAUUAUUUGUUUAUAUUUUGUUUUUUUUUUUGGGUUUAAUGGUGAGCGAGGACAGAUCAUCUAAGAGUGAAGAAUUGCAUUGUAAGCCUGGAAAACACCAGCUACAACUUCCACUGACC
Molecule: messenger RNA, 1311 nt
Organism: Aphidius gifuensis
Lineage: Eukaryota; Metazoa; Arthropoda; Insecta; Hymenoptera; Braconidae
Product: granzyme F-like
Exons: 3
Coding region: 20-805 (261 amino acids)
Biological process (GO): proteolysis
Molecular function (GO): serine-type endopeptidase activity
Source: RefSeq, a predicted model, not a curated record